GCUUCCCACUUCUCACCUUGUACCAAUCACCACAGCAGGCGGCUUGCUGGCCACUCCUCAGCAAUCAUGAUCAGGUACAUCUACCGCCGUGAUCGCUCUUUAACGGGCAAUCAGUUGCUUCAUGUCCCUCUCGGCCAGGGGGUCAGCGGUUUCAGGCUCGCAGCGCUGGGACAUGUCGACAGCUUGAUCCGCCUACAAAGAUGAGUCGUCCCUCUUCAAUCUUGACCCUCGCGAGUCUUAUCUUUGUCUCUGUCCUCGUUGUUCCACCCUCUGCUGCUCGGCCACACUCGAUCUGGGAGGUCAAUAUCGACGAAGGCCCUGCUCCUCCGCCAGAUCAAGGCCCUCCGCUCUCCGCUGGUGCCCUCCGAGACAAGUCCAAACUCAAAUACGAAGUCAUUGGCAUUGUUGGCGCCUACGUGGUUUGGUUGAUCAUCACUGUUCUGCUGCUUUUCUUGGUCGGCAAGAAGCUGCGUCGCAAAGUCCAAACCUCGAACCGCAGUCUCAGUAUGGAGAUCAUCAAGCCUGCUCCACUGGCCGAUCAUCCCAAGAUGAAUGUCGAACCGCCUUUAAAGAGCCCCGGCAAGAUGGCCAGCCUCAGAUCAUGGGCCACGGGCAAAUCCCAUUCUCACAAACAGUCGCUUGUCAGUGUUUCGUCCACCAUCGACGAAAAGAUCAUCGAGGCGGACAAGGCAAGAAACAAGGAUGAAAUGGCAAGGUUGUAUGCUGCUGUCAUGGCACAUGACGAAGAAAAAGCCAGGAGCAGUGGCCAGACGUCGCCUCGCACACCCAGUUAUCCACUGCAGUACACCACUCCGCCUACGCCUAGAUCGCCCUAUCAUCUCCCACCGACUCCAAGGUCACCUUACUAUCAACCAAAUCUCCAUAUCAAUGGCCCGGCCUCGCCAAGGUCCCCGCGGUAUCCUCCAGAGUUUCAGCACCUACGGCAUCCCGAGACGGAAGUCCGAAGCCCGGGCAUCCAACCAGUGGCUCAAGUAUUGAGCCAUCCUCUGGCACCCACACCAGCUGAUGAUGUUUCCUCAAUGAGGACAACAUCACAAUCCAGCAGCCGGAAGAAGGUGUCGCCGUUGUCCUUCAUCUCGGGCCGUAGUGAUUCGGCUGACCAAACGAGAAAGCGCCCGACCAACAUCUCAGUUCGUGGGCAGCCGAUCUCACAACCAAUAGGUUCCGCCACUCUCACGGACGCCUCGAUCUAUUCCGAAGAUGCUCUUUCCUCGCCUCGCAUUUACAACCCGGGGCCAGCUCCGCCAACACCGGGCCAAAAGUCCGCUGUGACUGUGGUUGAGGAGGUUGAAAAGAGAGGUCCUCCCGCGCCUCUGUCUCUUCGCAGCGCUGCAGCGUCCGACAGCUCCAACAGCCUACCGUUCCGUCAAUUCUACAAUGAUGCACUGAAGAGCGCACCUGCAACCAAAACUACUUUCGUGGACCGCCGCGAGAGUAUUCUGGGUGUGCACGCGAAGACGGGUGUGCCUCAAACUCCCUACAGCCCUUAUAUGCCAUACACCCCUAUGACGCCCGUGACGCCCCGCACGCUCAUGACGAAGAAGGAGAUGAAAAAGAACAGGAAGAAGGAAGGCUUGAAGGUGCUGACUGAGGACGACAUGGUGCUCUCGGAUGAGGACUUGUGGUCGACUUAGGAUCAAGCCUCCCUAUGGCUGACGACGUUCCCCUUUGGUCUUUGGUGUUGUUUCCUUGUCUCAUACGUUUCCUAUCUCACCCUUAGCCCGCGCACACGGGCCUUGCUCUGCGGAGUGUCGAUGAGACUGGACAGAUGUGUGCAGUGUACAUUUAGGCCGCCUGACAAUGGCGAAGAUAGAUAUCCUCGACCCGACAGACACAGAUGUCGAUGACAAUGAACUUUAUUGAAAGAAGAAUCUGUGGUCUCUGGUAGUUUUCUUGUCGGUGUCCCCGCUGCUCUACAGUAUACCUCUUGCCUCCUCGGGAUAUAAAGACG
This is a messenger RNA of Cladophialophora immunda, 1972 nucleotides long. RefSeq lists its product as uncharacterized. Bases 201 to 1655 code for a protein of 484 amino acids. Lineage: Eukaryota; Fungi; Ascomycota; Eurotiomycetes; Chaetothyriales; Herpotrichiellaceae. The record is from RefSeq and is a predicted model, not a curated record. The transcript has a single exon.